Effrenium voratum is the source of this 978-nucleotide messenger RNA. The record is from the annotation of a GenBank genome assembly. NCBI's taxonomy places the organism in Eukaryota, Dinophyceae, Suessiales, Symbiodiniaceae.
AUGAACGUUGGGAACUACUACCUUUCGCAGCUCAUGUUGAGCAAAUCUUGGCAUCUGUCGGAGUACAUCGAGGUCCUGGAGAAGCCGCCGGAUCUCCGGGUGAUGGCGCGGGCGGUGCGAGAGGCCCUGUCAAAGGUUCAGGUCGAAAUGCUGGUGCACGGCAAUGCUACGGAAGAGAACGCGCGCAAACUGGCUGACAGCUUCUGUGGUCGCCUGGAGCGGCUGGGCGCCGAGCCCCUGCCGAAGCUUCGCAAGAAGGAGGUGCCCAAGUUGCCCCUGGGCACUUUGGUCUUCGAGUUCGACCUGGCAAAGCUGAACCCUGCGCAGGAGAAUUGCUGCACGCAGGUGGUGUACCAGGUGGGGCCGACCAACGUAGAUCUGCAGCGCGAUGCCUGCGUGUCGCUGUGCUGCCACAUCGGCCACGUCUCGGCCUUUCAGAAGCUCCGAACUGAACGCCAGCUCGGCUACAUUGUGCAAGCCUUUCCUGCUGUCACCGAGCACGUGUGCGGGUUCUCGGUGCUGGUGCAGGGAAACAGGGAGCACCCAAAGGAAGUGGACCGACUGAUCGAAGAAUGGCUGGAAGAUUUCGGCGAGGAGCUCACAAAUAUGAGCGACGAUGACUUCCAGAAGAACGUCGAGGCCCUGGUGAACGAGCGCACGCAGCGCUACUCCCGCCUGGUCCAGGAGACCACCCGGCACUGGGCCGAGAUCCUGCCGCGGAGGUACAAGUUCGAGAAGGUGGCGGAGUCCACGCGGGUGCUGCAGAAGGUGAAGCGCCAGGAUGUCGUGGAUUUCUUCGAGACCUAUUUGGCGCCAAAUGCCCCGGAGCGCAGGAAGCUUAGCGUGCGGGUGCUGGGCACCUCCGCGGGAGAGGAGCGCAGCGACGAGCCGGACCAGCUGCUGACCUGCUUGGAGGACCUCCGAAGCUUCCAUCAGCGCGCUGAGCCCGGGCCUCAGACCGAGAGGACAAGGGCGUGA